ACCGGCAAUCGAAUCUCAACCAAAAACGUCAAUUAUUGUUUCUCUCUUUCGGUUUCUUCUUCACCAACCACCUUAUACUCUCCGCUCUCUCCGAAUCCCAUUGUUAUUCUUCUCUCUCGUCUCAAUCGGUUCCCGAAUCCAGCCAAACCACCGCUCGCUUCAGUCGAGAAGGUACAGUUAAUGGAUUCGGUCCUACCCAUUGGCUUGUGCAAAAUCGGUUCGCGUUAAUUCAGUCUCAUUAAGGCAAAUUAGAGUUUGCUGUCUAGUGGCAAUCAUCAAUUGGAUACACACUAGUAAAACCAAUCAUCACUGUUUCGGACUAUUGUUGGACUUGUCACGAGACAUUCGGAACAAGACGCGCGCAACCGGAAAGAAGAAGUUCAGUGCAUUUUCAUAAGGGAGUUCACUCUGCUGACCAGCAUCUCCAAAAGCAAAGAGGUGAAGAAUCGUGCCAAAAAAUAUCCCGAGCAAAGGUGAAAUACUUUCUCGGGUUCCUCCAUGAAUGAAAACCAGUAUUCGGGAACACAGAAGGAAAAAAAAUAAUUGUGUGAUACCUUCGCGCUUCGUCGUAUUGUUCUCCUGUCUUGCUUUCUCGCUUUAUCCGUGCCGUUGAUUUGCAUUGUGUGUUGGGUGCGUUUGUUCGUUCUCUUGCUCUUUUCUCGCUCUCGUCUCUCUCUCUUGCUCGUCUGGUAUCCUUCCCGGUACGCUGGACGAACUCUUCUUCGUAACAUUGUUAUUUUUAACGUUGUUUUGUUAUUCCCGUCGCGUCGGGAUCGGGUCGGGUGUGAGAAGGAGUUUUUAUUCAUUUCGAUGUGUGGCAACUUUAUCUCUUUCCGAUAAAUGGUUGGUUCACACGAUGUUUUUUUUGGUUUAUAAUGUCGUUUGAUCUCUCCUGGAGAUUUGGAUUUGUGCGAAAGACCUAGGAGAAGAAGCGCGUGACAGUCGGUGUUGUCGCGAGAGCGAACGGGACGAAUUAUAAUAAAGUGCUAAGCGGUAUGUGUUGGUGCACUCAAAUUUCAGUGUACGGCAUUAGAGCACCUUGAUUAAUUAGAUAGGAUGUAAAGACGAGAAAAAAGUGCAGUGAUUUCAUGUGCUGAUGAUUUUCUAAUGGACGCGUGUUAAUUGGUGAAACUGGUGCUAUGUAGACGAGGAGCUACGAGAUGAGCGACCUUACAAUGGUAAACGAAGUGACACUGAUGCUGACAUGUGAUCGGUUAUGAUUAUGAACGAUUCCUCGAAUAUUAAAAGAUAAAUAACCUUCCGCCCGCAAUCAACGAGCGCACGAGGGCACACCGCGACUGAUCACCUUCCACUUUUACGACUCGUCAUCGCCUUUUGGAGGGAUCCCUAGCGUAUUCGACCGGUGGUGGUGGUCGCGCUAAACUAAACGGCGGCAUUCCAAGGGCAGCGGACCGAAAAGAGGAGACGAACGAGACCUGCAAGAGAGAUUAAUCUCCAGCGCAAUCGAGGUGAAGGCAUUAAAUUAAUUAACGGAGACCUCCUUGAUCGCGCGCUCGCCCUUCUUUGGGGCGUGUCCCGCCACUCUCUGCCCUGAUGAGGUCGAUCGACACCUAGAGACAGCGAGACCCACGUAGUGGUACCCCCGCUCAUCAAAACAGCGCAAACGAAGAAGAGGCCUCGACAUGAAGCGGCGACCCCCUAAACAACAACAACAACAACAGCCCGACAAGUCACGAUCGGUCGUCCGAGAGAUGCUCGCCGCGCUACGCGAUCGUGCCAUGAGUAGCUGAAUGCGGAGCGUGCGCGCGCCAAACGACCCCACGAAGAGAGAUCGAGAGCUUUUCUCUUCACCAUCUGUGAUUAAGGCAACAACAAAACAACACAUUCCAACACCUCGCGGUAAAGGCAGCAGCCUAGUGAAGAAGAAGAGAGAGAGAACAGUUAGAUUUAAGGAUAAGCAGUAAGAAUAAGCACAAGUUCACAAAAGCGCGAUCGCGAGAAAAAUGUCCCAAGGAAAUUAUGUCAACAAAUAUGCCGGCGAAUUCUGCAAGCUGGUCGUCGAGGGUGAUCUCGCCAAGAUCAAGUCCAAAUUUAAGGACUUUGUCCUGGACUAUCAGACGCCGGAGGAUCUCAACACGCCUCUGCACCUAUCGAUCAUUGCCCAGCAGAACCGGAACGAGAUCAUUCAAUUUCUGAUCGAAUCCGGUGCUGAUUGCGAUCUGCGUAACUCCAUGAACCUCACCGCGUCCGAGUUGGCAAUCAACUUGAACUUCCUGGACGUAACCAAGUUUAUGCUGGCCAUUGAGUUCCGCAAUCUGUCUGACUACCGGUGCUUCUAUCGAUUGAUUCGACGCGGAUCAGUACCGCUGCUGCAGUUAUACUUGGAAUUGAAGAGCUUCGAUGUGCACCAGCAGAUCCACUACGUGUCCAGUGUUUGGCAUGAACUGUACGUCAAAAAUGUUCAGAUAUCGAAAAACAUGGAAAAUUUUCUGGAAUACCAACUGCUCAACUACAGCUAUGCAUAUCAUCAUCCACCGAACCAGAAACCGGACCGACUGAAGUUCGACAAAGAGCACGAAAACCGCAUCGAUCUGAUCGUGGAGUACACCAAGUACCUCACCGAUCACUACACCACCGACAAUCUCAACGACUUCGACGACAAGUUCCUGCUGGCAAUCAAAAUUAUCUACGACAAUCUGUUCUUCAUCAAGGACAAACACGAGUUCGCUCAUCUACCGAUGCUGGAAAUCGAACGAUGUCUCGCGAUAUUCUUGGCCAUCUUCAAAAAGACCCCCGACUACGAGAUCUACAAACUGAUCAUCAACAAGAAGCAAUUGUUGGUAUUCCUGUCGGCAAUCUGCGACGAACUGGACAAGAUCAAGAGAGACCUGCUGGACAAAGAGAACCGUAGCCAACCGAAGUGGACAAAUGAUCUGCUACUGCAUCUAAUCAACUGCAUUCGCGAUGCAGCACCAGCUAAAUCCACCAAGGCGAUCAAUUCCCUAUGGAAAAAGAAAUGUCCGCUGAAAAAGAAGCUCAUCUACUACGUUAAAGCCCGACUCAAAACUAACCCAGAGCUGAACGCAAUCCAAGCCAGGCUUGUCAACAAUCUAUCCAAAAACGAGCUUGAAGUUAUCCGCGCGGAAAUGAAGUCCAAGGAGUUUCUCAACCUAACGCGAACCAUUUCGCGCAAAAACUACGUAGUGUUCAGGCGGCUGCGUAAGACGUCCGACCAUCUGGCACAGCUAUACGCGAUCAAAAAGGUCCUUCGCUACUUGGAUGGAAUCUCCCGUGUUCAGCUGCCGCAAUACCAAGUUUCCGGAGUCCUCGCGAUCAAGCGAACUCUCCAAAUCCUGUCGCAAGUCACCAACAGUACAAAAUACAGUCCCCGCAUCCAGCGCAAGUUGGAAUACGUAGUCAACAAAGUCCUGCCACUCAAUCUGGACGUCGACUUGAAGGACUUCUACGCGCCCAACGUAACCCUCUACAAGAUGUGCUCGGACAAGCUGGAAAAUCGCUUGAUGCCGUUCGCCGAAGUGCAAUGCAGCUUGAAAUCCGUUCGGCGGUAUUUCUCCUACAUCUUCGAUCUGAAGAUCUUGGAAGCGUACAAGUGCUAUCUGGGAAACGUCUACCAACUGAAAGACCGAGUUCAGGUCAAAUCUUACAAUCAGUAUGUUGGAGAAGCGAAUCGGCUGUACUUUGAGAAUCACACUUUGGAUGAUCUUUUCUUCGAACUGGAAGACUGUAUACGAGUCGUGGAAGAACUGCAGGACACGUUCAACCAACAACACGACGACAAGAUCAGCGAUCUGCUGAGGUGCGUCCACAAACCGCUAGUGUAUCGGUACGAGUCACUACUCAAGGAAGGUAGAGAACUUCUCCCCACCAUCAGUUCAAAUUUCAACACCAGUUUACUGCUGGGAUCCUCCAACCAGGACAUAGCGAAAAUCAAACGAAUCGUACGAUCCUUCUUGAGCGAAAAGUACCCUAAAUACGACAUCAGUUCCGACAGCCACUUGGUGAGCGUUCAUUUCGUACUUCAGGAGAUGCUCCAUCUCUUCACCAACUACGUCUACCAGUACCAGAUGGACGAACGUGUUGCGAAGAACUUCAUCACGAUGAUCUGCACUCUGAACGUUGAGCGAUACUUUGCGAUCGAUCACUUUCUGCCGCCCAGAGGGAAGGAGUACGAGAGCCUCGUCCACCAGAACUACACCAACGAAAUGUUGAAGAAGUUUAACCUCCAGAAUCUCAGCUCGAUCGAGUUUGCCGUACUACACGAACAGUUGGCCAUCAACUACUACGACAACUGCUUCAACCUGGACAAAAAAUACGCCGUGUUGACCAUGUUCAUGAAGACGACCAAUCGUCAGAUCAACGACGCCGUCGUCAAACGCAAUAAGCGAAUGGAUCGGGAAGAGUUUCAGUCCUGUCUUGAGAACAAACUCAAACAAAUAGGACAGUUCCUGCCAUGUAGUGACUUUAACGAAGUCACGCAGUUCAUCAACGAAGCCGCCUCGCACGUGGAGUUCGCGCUGGAGUUCUGUCUCCUGGAGAUCUGCGAGAUCCUGACGGAUCUCAACGUUUUCCAGGACAACUCCUACGUACUAAAGCUGCAGUCGUCCAUCAUCAGCGGGCGGAAUCUGCGGGAGUACCUGAUACACGAUCCGUUGGUGUUCGACAUGCUCACGUUGACGCACAGUACCAAGGUAAAGGUCUUUCUGAACGGGUUGAUCUUCAAGAGCAACGACUUCAAGUUGUACCAACCGCCGAACAACCUGAAGGUGAACGUCAGCGAUCUGGCGACGAUCAACGAGAAUCUCAUCAACAGCUACAAGAUGAAAUGGAGCUGGGUCGAGCAGCAGGAACGGCUGUUCAAAUCGGUUGAGAAUAUCGAUCUGAAGUUGCUGCAGGCACUGACGCCAGACUACGCGGACAUUCGAGGGAUGAGGCUGGGUUCCCUGCAGGAUGGGGCUCCGAUCGCAGAGUACGAGAUCGUAGACUACACCAUCAAGAACAAUUUGAAGGCGAUGAUCGACUUCUUGGCAGAGGAUGUGCAGGCGAUUUCCUUCGAGAAGCAGCAGUUCUUCCAGUACUUGCUGGUGCGGAGCUUCGGAUCGAUGUUCGUGGAUGCCCAUGUGAACUUGACUGGGCAGUACGAACGGCAAGCCACGAUUUUGUACAUGGCGCUGUAUUUCCGAGCGUACGAGGUGUUUCUGGACAAUGUUAAGAAGUUCGAGCUGAGUAUCAAUCUGUCGAAGAUUGCGAAGUACAUAGACGGCGAAUUCAUCGACAAGAUCUCAAAGCAGAUGAAGGACAUUGGGUGGAGCUGUCAGGACGAGAACGGAGUAACGGUGCUGGAUCAGUGCAUCCAGAAGGGAGACGUGCAGGCGAUCAAGAAGUUGAUCAAGCUGAACGUGGAUGUGAAUCAGUGCAAUGUGGAUAGUACGACGGCGUUGCAUCGGGCAUGCAGUCUCGGGAUGAGCGAUGUGGUGCGGUUAUUAAUCAAGCAGCACGUCCAGAUAGGAGUGGUGAAUGAAGCGGACUGCUUGCCGGUGAGCUAUGCGGUGCAGUACGGCGAGAAUGAUCUUAUCCCGAUGUUGAUUGGAGACGAUGUGGACCUCGGAUCGGAGCGGUUCGGGCUGGUGCGAAGAGCAGUGAAGUAUGGGAAUCUGGACGCGCUGAAGUUUCUGCUGGAUAUCCGGCAAAUUGGACUGAGUGGUCGAGUGGAUGAGGAAGGAAACACUUUGAUCCACUUGUGUGCCGUUCACGAUCGGGUGGAAAUGUUGAAGUACUUGAUCGCCAGUCAUUCGAAAUACGUCCAAGAGAACCUCAACAGGCAGAAUUGCUACUUGAAGACCGCGUUACAUGUGAGCGUCUGCUGUAAACGAUACGCGGUGAUGGAAUUACUGUUGCAACAGAAGGCUUCCGUAAUGGUAACGGAUCAGAGUGGAUUGAACGUGAUAGAAUGGAUCUUGGAGGAGAACAGUUUGAAAAUGUUGAAGUUGUUCGUCAAAUACAGCUUUGGACAACAGAGGAGUUCCAUCAAGCAGCUUCCAUUGACGAUAGCUGUAGAGAAGAGGAAUAUAAGGAUGCUGAAGUAUUUGAACAAAAUCGGAUUCAGCUUGGGAGCGGAGCCGUUGUGCUUGAUCAAGGCAGUGUAUGCCCAGUCGGUGGAAUUGGUGAAGUACUUGGUAGAGAGCAAUAAGCCAUGUUUGAACUAUAGAGAUCCAUAUGACAGCACGGCGUUACACGUUGCGAUUGCGAUCGGGUGCAACGAGAUCGCAGCCUAUCUGAUGGAAAGUGGUGCGGAGAUCAACGCAGUGACCAAGUUCGGCGAUACACCGCUGCAUGUUGCCGCCAAGUAUAGCAAUAUCAUCGCCGCUCGGAUGCUGAUUCUGAAGUACGCAACGAUCGAUGAGCGAAAUUCUUCCGGGAUGACUCCACUGGUUCAGGCGAUGUAUUCGCGUAACCUGGACAUUAUGAAGCUAUUGAUAGGUGCCGGAGCCAACAUCGAACUGCUGAAGAUCCACCUGGCAGAAAUAGAGAAGAUGUCCAAGAUUCCAACGAUCCACAUGUUUGCCGACAACUAUGGAUUGCUGGAGUUUAUGAUCUUGCAACUGCAGUACGAUCCGAAUGUACGGGACGGACGAAAUCAACAGAAUUUGCUGCACAAAGCAUGCUACAGUAACAACCUACAGAUCGUUCAGUUUCUGGUAGACUGGUGUCGUGUUCAAACCGAACAACAGGACUCCAACGGCCGAACUCCACUGGUCAUCGCCAACGAGUGCAAGAACUUUGAAGUGGCGGAGUUUUUACGAGGCAAGAAGCGGAAAAAGUCUCAGAUAACUCCACAGCGGUACUUUGACCCGACGGGAAUGAUGUGAGAUCAGAUGCCACCAGUGUUUCCUUUCCCCAUAAACUACUAUCCGUUUUCUUAGCUUGCUAGUUCUAUGAGGGGUUAACGACUUCCGUACCGACGACAUGAGGCAAAAGAUCUGGACGCCUCGAAACAAACAUUGCAAUGGAUAGUAUCGUUAGCUGUCGAGUUGAACACUGGUUGAUCAGCACCGUGUGUUGCUCCGGAGUUCGGCUAUCGAACAGCUUAUUAAAAACCGUACGGAAGUCGUCAACGUACAGAUUAUGAACUAGAAAAUCUCCCGGCAGACGUGCGACCCUUUCUGAAGAAGCCCGUCUGCAGCUGGGAUCGCUUGGAUUUGAUUGAAAGUUCCUCCUUUUCUGUAAAACUGCCGGAAAGCGUACGAAGAAUUUCUCCAAACUGAAUUCAAGGGGAGAUACGUAUCGCCUGAAUUUGGAACAUUUUUCAUACACUGUUUUAUCUUAAUAACGAAAUUCUUGAUCACUCGUUGCGGCAGUCUUACCACCUCUUAGCAUUACUGAAAUCCGAGACGAAGUCAGCUGCAGACUUGAGGCUUCCCCGAGAGGGAUUGAGCCGUUUACCUACUCCUUACAGUAUUCAGGCAAACCUCCGUUCGUUCUAGUCAGUACGGGAUAUGUGUGUGAGAGUGCCAUUCGUUUCCCACAGCGGUGACCAUGCCCACUUACAGGGCAUCACCAUUUGUGAACAGAAAACCAACAAGUACCAGCGAACGUUUGCCCUUUUGUGUGUUUCCCAAGUUCAAAAUAUUCCUCGGAUUAUCUCGAAAUCUCGAAAUGUAUAAUCUCAAAAUUUGAAUUCGUAUCUAAAACGAAAGAUUUCCAAAUUCAUCGGAAGGAAACUGGCAUGGACAGAAAAAAAACCUGGCAACCGCAAAAGCAGUGUUGUCAGAAUUGUAGACUUCAAAAUUUAUUAACAAUAUCAUUGUAAUAUGAAUAUAUCUCACACAAAUAAGGAGAAAAUAGCUUACGUCAAAAGAAUUGUCUACAGCAGGCAGAGAGUUCAAUAGUUUAAAUCGUGAUUUACUAUGUAAAAGUGUAUGAAUAUGCACAAUGAAAAUAAAGAAGUGAUCAGUGGUAGGGAGAUCAGUUUUUAGGAACGCUAAACUUUAGAGUGGAAUUGCUUUCCUUUCGCGUAAUUUGUGACAAUUGUAGUAAUAAGAAGAUUAUGUUUUUUCCGUAGCGUAAAAGUAAGACAACAGACAAGAUAGCAGUAAAGACACAAACAAAUAAAGAAGAAAAAGGAAAUACUUUUUAUUGUACCUUUAAGUAACGGAACCUCGCAUAUAUUUUCGUUCCGGCGACCGGCGGCGUCAUUCGGACCCGGUUCGAACGAAUCCGAACUUCGAUCGGGUUGAAUUCACCACAACAAACAAACAAAACCUCGCAUCACAACCCUGACGAAGUGAACGAUUUCAGGGCCGGGAGCCGAAACGUUGCUCGUGAUCACCGCGAACGAAAACAAAAAAUACUAUGAAAUAUAUAUUAUUUAUUAGGUAGACACUUGUUAUGCAUGCACCAAAUUUAAUAUAAUAUAUUAAAUUGCAAUGCAUCAUAAUGUAAACAACAACAAUGCCACAUUCACAGACACAUCUGUCAAUCAAACAGUAACAGCAUCAAAAUCACGCAAACAUCAAAACUAAAGGGGCAUACAAUCAAUCAACGUAAGGAAUAGCUCACGGGGAUAAUUUGAAUAGAUUGUAAGCAGACUGACAGACAGGAAGUAAAAGAAUGACAGAAGAGACAUGUAUUUCGGUCCGUCAAAAUUCAGUCUAGAAUAAAAACAAAUAAAUCAUGGCCAACUUAGAAGGAAAUCUACAUCUAAAAUUAUCUCUAUAUAUGAAAGCUAAAACAACAGUCAUGCAGGUGUCUCUGUUUAAUGUCUAACGUUUAAAACAGAAUAUAUAUAUUGAAGAAAAAAAACUAAAAAUUGAUAAAAAUUAAUGCAAAACUAAAGUUUCGCCAGAUGGCACCACGGAGUCGGGGAUGUUUCCGAAUCCGUUACGAUGAACAAUACUCCUCCGCUCGUCGAAUGAAGUAGAACGACACUGCCUUAUUGUAGGCGAGCGAGGCGGCGAUCGUCAUCGUAGGAAAACUUCAGAACCUUGGAUAGAAACGUCUAUACACACGCUCCGGUGGCGACAUCUCGGGGACAAGCCAAAAAAAUCAGAAAACGCACAACAACAUUCCAAAAGUCGAACAAAUCGCUUCGGUUUUCCAACACUGAACACAACACAUUCCCUGUCUAUAUAUUUUUGUAAGGAAAAAAAACUAACAAGUAUACGUUUUCCAGUUGCUAAAUUUCACGUGAAACAAACUACGAAACGGACUCAUUUUAAAAUGCAAUAAAAAAAAACUCAAAACCAGUGCGGUGUUCGUUGCGUCGCGCAACGUUUCGCCGGCUUUUUAUACUCUUCUUACUCUUACUCUUUUGUUGAUGAAUAAAAUUGAUCGAAAUUUGGAGAAAAA
Molecule: messenger RNA, 9327 nt
Organism: Aedes albopictus (Asian tiger mosquito)
Lineage: Eukaryota; Metazoa; Arthropoda; Insecta; Diptera; Culicidae
Exons: 3
Coding region: 1965-6848 (1627 amino acids)
Molecular function (GO): protein binding
Source: RefSeq, a predicted model, not a curated record